Molecule: messenger RNA, 3990 nt
Organism: Trichoplax adhaerens
Lineage: Eukaryota; Metazoa; Placozoa; Uniplacotomia; Trichoplacea; Trichoplacidae
Exons: 9
Coding region: 1-3990 (1329 amino acids)
Biological process (GO): negative regulation of gene expression
Cellular component (GO): nucleus; cytoplasm
Molecular function (GO): transcription corepressor activity
Source: RefSeq, a predicted model, not a curated record
AUGGCUUCUUCAAGUUUGGAAUCCCAUACAAUAUAUGCUUGCGGAAUUGAAAGUCGAUUUGUCAAGGACUUUGAAGAGAUAGUUAUUCAAUUGGCUCCAGACGUCCAAAUUGGUAAUUUUAACACUUAUAUAUGUUCAGCCAAGAAAAAUUGGAACUUUGUGGAAUUAUGCCUUUUUUCAGAAGGAGAUUGCGUUACAUUAAUGGCAAAAUUGAGAGGUUUAAAAAUUAAGGAGAGCAAAAUUCCUCUAAGAUUAUUUUGGCCAGUAGAAUUGGUUAACUACAAACGCAAGCAAUUGACUAAUGAGGUUUUUAAGCAAAUGGCGCAAUUAGGUCGUAAAGCCAAGGGCUGUUUCUUCGAUAUAAGAAUCGAAGAUAGGCAAGUAACUUAUUUCAGCGAAGCUGAUGCUAUAAUAGCAUUACUGUGCCUGGAUGGAUUUGAAUUUUUGACUUGCCAACCAAUAAUAGUUCAGUUUGAAAGCCAAAAUAGUGAAGCUUUGUAUGAUGAGGUCUUUCGAAUUCGAAAUCUUCUUGAGAAUCGACAGGAUAAUAGUAAUCGAUCAGCAUCGCAUUAUCAUGAUGGUGCUCGAUUUCCAGUUAAGCAAAAGAAAAAGUACACUUCAGGUGGAGAGAAACAACCAUUUUCGCUCAAUUCUUGUUUUGAUCCAAGUUUGAGUUCGAAGCAAUUACAGGUGAAGAAUCCAUUUGUUAAUGAUGGAAUCAAUCACCGUGACAAAGUGGCUCAAGACAGGAAAGAACAGAAAACAAGCAAAGGAGUAAACUUCAAUAAGAGUCAAGGUACAAGAACGACACGAAGUAAACCAGUAACCGAUGGAACAGGUGUUGAAAAUUACGAUAGUGCUAGAAAAGUACAAGGUAAAAGUAUAAAAGCAUAUCUGAACGAAAAUAAAGGUAGUCAUCAAAGCAUAGAACAAAAUUCUGGUUUAUCAAAUAAUGUACAGCCUACUCAUGGAAAGCCUCUAUCGAUGAAACAACAGCGUGCGAAUGGCAAUGAUUCUACUGAAUUUUCCACAUUAGCAAAAAAUAUGAUUGAGGAAGAGUACCCUUUCUCCAAGAAAGCUUACAUCCUUAUCCAAAAAUUGAAUCUAGAGCAAAGAAUCCGUGAUAAAGGUUUUGAAAUUUCGUUCACAUUUAGAGAGGAUGAAGAUGGAGGAUUAUUAAGUGCAAGAAUGAUUGAUGGCGACCAAGGUUCUAUCUUGAAGGAAUUAAUGAAUUUUUUCAACUGGGUCGAUUCUAAAGAGGAUUUAUCUGAUAGACUAUGCAAUUAUCUUGCUAUAAAGACUGAUAUGAUGGAUCUUCUAAAUAAGAAAUUUAAUGAUCAUGAUAUUGAUGGCGCAAUCGUUCAUACUGAGGAGAAUACUUCCAUAUCUAUUAUUGCUAAGAAUAUGGCAGUAUAUUACAAAGUUAAAGCCUUGCUAUUACAAGCCUUCAGUACUAAAACAACAAUAAUUUCUUAUGAGAAUCGCUUUUUUUCAAAAGACACUCAUCUAUUCCUUUCUAGUAUUGAAGAAGAUAUUCCCGCAUGUAGUAAUGUCCUAUUAGAAGCUAAUUUGGAUAAAGAUACGAAUACUUGUAGUAUAGCAGUAACGGGUCCUAAUAAUAUCGUUGAAAGUGUAAUUCAAGCUAUAGAAACUAAAAUAGAUAAUUAUAAAUUAAUCAAAUUUGUUAUUAGUGAUAUUCCAGUUUUGAAAACGGAAUAUUUACGGAUGCACUUACAUGGUGAUAUCCUGUCCUCAGAAAAGAAAUACGGCUGCCAAAUUAAAAUUGAAGAGAAACAAGGCAGUGAUUCUUGGUGUAUGGACGUACGUAAAAACAUUUCUGUAGAAUGUUGCAACAUUCAUGAAACUACUAUUAGUAACGAAAUUCAAGCUCUGUUACAAAAUAUUACCACGGAAGAAGGACAUCGGAUUAGUAAAUAUUCGUAUAUUGGACGAUUGUUUAGUAACAGCAAACAUAAAGCCAAAUUAGAGCGCCUACAAGGACAACUACAAUGCUUGAUCACUAUGACUUACGAUAAUGAAAGAUUUACAGCAGUUAUAAAAUACAAAAUGAUGAUUAAAAUUGUAUUAAACGUAAACAAGUUUAGAGAAAGUAAUGAAAGUAAACCUAUGGUUGAAAAAUCUGUCACACUUGAUCAGAAGGUGAUUCUGCAAACAGCUAAACAAGAGGAAGUAAUCACAGCUAAAACCGCCGCUCCUAGUGACUCAACUCAACCGGUUUCGCUAACAAGUAGUAACGAGAGGCAAAUUAAUAAUGUUGCAAUUAAAUUGGUGCAAGGAAGACUGGAACAAGAAGGAGCAGCCUCUGCUGAUGUUAUUAUCAGUUCCAUGAGCUUGAAUAAUUUUGCAGAAGGUAAAAUUGCUAAAGCACUAUCAGCCGCUGGUGGAGCAGCGUAUCAGCAAGAAUGUAGUAGUCUGUUACAAUCUUUAUCGAUUAAUAGCAUAGGCUGUACAAAUGGGCAGUAUUUUGGUUGCAAGAAAGUAUAUCACAUUGCAUUUUUAAGCUCCGACAAAUCAACAUCGUGGCUUAGCCAACGUAUUGAAGAUUGCUUAAAAAAAGCUGAUAAUGAAUCCAUGCAAUCAAUAGCCAUACCUAUCAUCGGCACUGGAAGUAUUAACCUAAAUAUCGAUGAAAUUACCAAGGAAAUGAUAAAAGUAGCAAUGGACUUUGCUCAUAAGCAUACAGGAAGCCUACAAGAAAUCUAUUUUAUCGUCUUUCCUACUGACUUAAACGUUUAUAGUGCUAUGAAGCAAUCGCUAGAAUCGAGUAAAGUACUAGAAGUGCAACUUAAACAGCAAGCUAAACUCGUUAAGAAGGUAAUAAAAUCGACCGGAAAUACCCCUACGCAUGUAAAUCUUAGCGGUACACAGAAACUAUUAUUUUCAGCUCGAUGCGAAAUCACUGAAACACCUAUUUGUAUUAAUAUCUAUGAUGGCAAUAUUCAUGAUGUAGCUGCAGAUGCUAUCGUUGAUAUAACAUCUUUAUGCCCUAAGCAUUCGAAAGUUGAUUCUCAUUUAGACUUUAUUCACUAUAACGAUGCUGGGCAUACAUCACAAACUUUGCGAAAACUCUCUUCUAAAUCGCGCUCAACUAUAUAUCAAGUUUGUCCUUACGGUUGCUUAUCUGGCUUUAGUACUAUAUUAGCAAUCAUUAAUGCCCGUGAAGAAAAAUCGAUCGCGAUUCCGUUGUUAAGUCAUGAAAUGGAUUUCACUCAUGUUUAUAGCUUAAUAGAUACUAUAGAGAUAUUUAUAGCUAAUAAUCUAAGUGCGGCAACGUGUAUAAAUUGUUUUAAUUUUGUCAUUGGAUAUAAAGAUCGAAGUCGAGAAUUCGCAAGCUGGAUGCAAAUGGUAAUCGUCGAUAAGCCUUUACAGUUUGGGUGGCAAAUUACUCAACACGUAGCAGUUAAAGAACUUGGUUUUAAUGUAACUUAUGUCGCUAAAGAUAAAUCUAUCAUUACUAAGAUGGAAUCAGAAAUGGAAGAACUUACAGAUGCUUGGACGAGUCAUAAGAUGACUGAAGAAGAUUAUUUUGAUUCAGUAGAUCAAAAUAGUUGGUCUGAGCUUGCGUUACAAUUUUGGUCAGAAUAUAACACAAUUCUAGUAAAGCAAGGUCAAGAUAAAACUGUGUAUAUAUACGGGUUCGAGAACGAUAUACUGAAUGCUGUUUCAAGUAUUCAUAAGCUAAGUAAAACUUACUUUGAAGAGAAAGCUCAGAAUGAAGUAGAGAAAGUUACAGCUGAAACAGCUAAAUGGUAUGUAAAAGCUGAAGAAUCUAAGGCUUACUUUGGAGUGAAGCUAAACUACGAAAUUGAAAAAAACUACAAGAUUUAUACUAAAGAUAAGACCAAGAAGACUUUCGUAAUCGAUGCAGGAAAUAAAACGAUCGAUUUCGGCGAAAUGAAUCUGAAGUUUGUUGAUGGAACAGAGUAUCCUAUAGGAAAAUCGUCAAUAACAGGUGUAGCAAAGUAUUGA